Molecule: messenger RNA, 2022 nt
Organism: Fusarium oxysporum Fo47
Lineage: Eukaryota; Fungi; Ascomycota; Sordariomycetes; Hypocreales; Nectriaceae
Exons: 6
Coding region: 1-2001 (666 amino acids)
Biological process (GO): regulation of DNA-templated transcription; DNA-templated transcription
Molecular function (GO): DNA binding; DNA-binding transcription factor activity, RNA polymerase II-specific; zinc ion binding
Source: RefSeq, a predicted model, not a curated record
AUGCCAAAUCCGAGAUCAGUCCGAAGCAGUCAGCGGUCUGUUCUCGCUUGCACUAAUUGCUCUCGCCGCAAGAUCAAAUGCUCCAAGACUAUUCCCUGCACAGCAUGCGUGCGCCAGAGCAAAGCUGCACAAUGUCAGCGAGAGCCCGUCACUGUUGUUUCUAGGCGCUCGGCAGGGUGCUCCAAGGCCUCGACAGCACUAGAUGACCCGCCGCCUGUACCUGUCCCAGAAGCGGCCAGCGUCGCGACAGUGUCGCCAGCUUCGAUCGAGGAGGUACCUACUACUGUUAACCCUGCAGCUGGAAGCACUGCUACAAGCUUCAGUGAUUCCCUACCGCAGAUUGAUGAGCGAAUGAUUGAACACCUUUUGGCUUCCCUAUCCACGCCCGACACAAGGUUAACCAACGAAGCUGCUGCCAUGCUGGAGUUUCUUACCCACGGUCGGCGCAAUAUUCUCAACCAAUUUAUUGGAAGAGAGUCUAUUUUCACCUCCAUGACGCAGCCUGUUCAAAAGUGGAAUACAUUCCUGCCUGUUGAGGAUGCUCGCUCACUGCUGGUGAUUCAUGAGAAGCAUUUGACUUGGAUGCAUAACACGGUACAUAUGCCAACGUUUCUGUGCGAGUUUGAUGAGAAUAUUCUCAAUAUUGGAUGUGACAGUAAUUGGAUAGCUCUCUAUUAUGCUCUUCUCUCCCAAACGCUCUACCAUCUCGACAACGACUACCUGUCGUCUCUACGCCAGCCAAUAACAGUUGACAGUAAAGCUUCGCGUACUUUGUUUGACAAGAGCAGAGAGAUGCUGCAUAAAGCCGAGUUCAUGGAUAAGCAUAAGCUGACCUCGGUUCAAACAAUCUGCUUGCUGGUUCAGGUUGCUCAUAACUUUGACAAGUCGGACUUAACUUGUGUUCUCGUAUCCGCUGCUAUUCGCAUCGCUCAAUGUCUGAACCUCCACCGAUUGGGACACGAUGAUAAUGUCGUCUGCCACAGUGAUACCCAUAGUGUCAUUGACCGUGAGGUACGAAAAAGAGUUUGGUGGUUUCUCGUGCGGUACGACUGGCUGCAGAUCCCGUUCCAGAAUACUUGCCAGAUCCAUUAUUCGCAGUUCAACACCCAAAUGCCCGCUAAUUGCCAUGAUGAUGAAGAGCGCAUGAUUAAAGAUGGCAGAGUUGAUGUGCAUCCGGCUGAGAUCAGCACCAUUACUACCUGGACGAAUUGCCUUGCCCAAAUGUCUGUCGUUAUGUGGAGACAUCAUGAUCACAUGUUACAGAAAGGAAGUACAGAGACUGAUGAUAUUGAUGGACGAUAUGAUGAAGUCAUCCGAGCCGAUGAGGAGAUCAAGAGCCUGUAUCUCUCAUGGUCUGAUACGCUACGAGAUGUCAAUACUACGCCAAGCGACAAUCCAGCAACCGAUAGUCUGCCUACGGGCCUAAUGCCAGCGAUGCUUCUGAUGAGUAUCGCCCAGAAGAUCUUUACCGUUCAUCGCCAAUUCCAACUGUCGUGUUUCCGUGACAGGCGAUACGCGUUUUCUCAGCUGUCGUGUGUGACGAUAGCGAAACGAAGCAUCGAAGCAUUCCAGCGAUGGCCCGAUUGUCUUGAGGCACGCAUCUGCCGCAGAAUGUGGACUACGCUGUCCUACAUGAUCAGCUGCUCAAUCACUCUCCUUUUUGCUUUGCUUUUCAAGGCCCAGAAUGCCCUCACGCAUGACUGGGAUAGGCUACGCGGUUAUGUCGAGUUUGGGAAAGACUUCCUUGGUAAAGAAGCACAGGCGAGCUCAAUCGCCAGGAGAGGAGUUAGAUUGCUCGGCGCGUUGAUGGAGCUCGAGCGCACAUCGGGGUUCUCAUCGGACAUUGAAGCGGAUAUUGGAGAUACUAUACGCCGCGUUGCGUUAGCUGAUGAUGACGGCGUUGAAGCGAAUCCCGGUGAGGGGUACCAGAUAGUCUUUCCGUAUGGGCAAGAUCUUUGGGAAAGCCUGAUGAGGGAUCCUACUGAGGGUGAACUGAUAUGAUGUCUCAAGUGGACUGAAUUU